AUGCUGAAACGUUUUGUUCUAGUAUUAUUUCUAGCUUCAUGUAUCAUAAUGCAAGAUAUUGAUAUUGUAGAAUUUAUAGAAAAGUUAGUUACUUAUUUGAAAAAAAAAAUCAUAAACAAUUUGUUUUUGUUUCAGAAAUCUAGAUUAUGGAAUUAAUCCGUGCGAUGAUUUUUAUUCACAUUCUUGUCCUAAGAAAGCACCAUUUUCUGAUUUACUUUCAACAGCUUAUUCAAAACAAGUCAAAAAACUACCCAAUCGAUUAAAAAGAAUUGAGGUGAGAGUACUAUUCCGUUUGUUAGAAACAUGCAAAUCAUAAUUUUCAGACAAAACUUGAGAGGCUAAUUCGAAAAAGAGAUGUGCUCGCAGAUGCUACUUAUUUUGAAGAGGAAUAUUUAGAUAAGUUAGUUUUUUAUUUAAUUUUUGACUGAAAAUUGAUUGCCCUGAUCCAUGAUUCAUGAUGAAUUCCAGAUGUUUGGCAAACACAACAGCUGCAAAUCAAAUGUUACAAGAAUUAAAUGAAGAAUUUUUAUUAGAACUCAAAGGAAAAUGUUGUCAUCAAAACCUUGCACUUGAUUCAGAUUGCGAAAGAGCAUCAAAAAAUCUUCAAAUUCAAAUGAAAGACCGCGUUAAUCCGAAAGAUGGACAUACAAUAGCAUCCAUUAUAAAUAAUUGGAGUAAAAUACUGACACAAUUGAAAAAUUAUCAAGCACUGGUGUGGUUACAAGAAAAUGCGGGACCCCUGGAAGAAUUAAGAACAAUGUUCAACGAAUUCAAAUAUGAAUUUGCACAGUUAUUUGAGGUGAAUACUAUUAUUUUUUGUAAAAUUCAUAACGUUUUCAGCAAACACCAUGGAUUAAAUCAUCUGGAACAUUACGAACAUUUCAAAAAAUCUUCGAUCAAAUAAAAUUGAAUGACUUCGAACAAUUUAAAUCUUUCACAGAUCCAAUCAUUGAAGAAAUUGAAAAUGCUUGGGAUAAAUGUGAAUCGUAUGUUGUUAACUUCAUAUUAAACCUGACAAACAUUUGAAAAUCUUACAGAAGAACAUCAGAUUCAGCAUUAUUUUAUUGUAUCUCAAAAAUUCAUCCUAAACACUACGUGAAAAAAUCAUUACACGAUAUCCAUUAUUAUUUUCGUGAAUCAAUAAUAUCAAUUUCAAAUCCACUUAUUUCAUUAUUCUCAUCAAACCUUCCACCGGCUAUUAAAGUAAGUCUAUUUUUCGAUUUUUUUUUAUUUAAAAUUUAUUUAAAGUAUGGAAUAUUUGGAAGUAUGCUUGGACAAGAAAUGGCUUUAUCAGUUCUGCCAAACAAAGAUAGUUUUAUACCUUAUUUUUCCAAAAAAGUAGAAGAAAACAUAAAUAAUCAAUUCAAUAAGUCAUCGACUGUUUUUGAGGUAAUUUGAGCGCUUUUUUUCUAAUGUAAAAAUGUAAUUUUUCAGAGAGAAGCAGAUUCAAAGGAUUUUCAAAAAUACGGCAAGCUAUUUCUUGGAGUUCCAUUUGCGUAUGAAGUUUUCAAAAAUAAUUAUGAGUGUCAAUUGAAUGUCAGAAAUUUUUUAAGAAUUAUUUUGGAUAACACAUUUUUUGCAGAAAUCCGUGAGAGGUUAUACAAGAUGUUGGACACCUGCCCAACUAUUUUUUUAUGCUGCUAACUUUUUUAAUUGCGGGGUAUGUUUUCCAGAGUAUAAAGAAAAAACAAAUUAUUGGUUAUUUCAGAAAUUUGACGAUGAUUCAAAAUCCGUUAUCAACACAAUUUUUGCACAAAUUCCAGAUUUUGGAAAAGUUUUUGAAUGUAAUGCUGGAGACAAGAUGUUAUUGUCCUUUGAUGUGAGAAAUUUUGUUUUCAGAAUAUUUCAAAAUUCUAAAUUUCAGAAACAAAUUUCAAUAUUUGGCAAAUAUGCACCGGAAAAAUAA
Molecule: messenger RNA, 1906 nt
Organism: Caenorhabditis angaria
Lineage: Eukaryota; Metazoa; Nematoda; Chromadorea; Rhabditida; Rhabditidae
Source: the annotation of a GenBank genome assembly